Schistosoma haematobium is the source of this 896-nucleotide messenger RNA. RefSeq lists its product as uncharacterized. The transcript has 2 exons. The record is from RefSeq and is a predicted model, not a curated record. The coding region runs from base 81 to 524 and encodes 147 amino acids. Lineage: Eukaryota; Metazoa; Platyhelminthes; Trematoda; Strigeidida; Schistosomatidae.
AUAAAAUAUAAAUACAUUAUCCUAUUCAUAUUACUUGUAAAGGCUCUAUUCACUGAAAUAAUAAGUGAAUACAUUGAAUCAUGAAGACAAAUAAAUCGCGAACAAUCAACUUACUGACAUUUUUAAUCAUAUUUCUUUUGAUAAUCAGUUACUGGGAAUUGACACAAGCGCGAAAAUCAAAAUCAUCAAAGAAAACAAUAGUUAAACAUAAUACUAUUCAUAAAACUAUACACAAAAACUCUAAUAAGCAACCUACAAAAAUUCCUCAACAGAAUCAAAGACAAACACAACCUAAACAAUAUAAUUACACAUAUCAACUUCUACAAAAUAUACAACCAUUAAAAACUAUUAAAAGGCAAUUAAGAGCAAAUAUGAUCAGAGAAGAAUUACAAUCAUUUAAUACACAUCCUAGUUUUCAUAAAUCAUAUGAAAAAUUAGAUAAUUAUCAACAAUAUAAUAAUUACUUAAAUGAAGAGGUACCCAGUGAUGAACAAGCUGGAUAUAUGUUACAACUUGGAAAUUAAAUAAUGACGCAUAGUAACUUCAAUGUUUUAUUGAUUAGUUUUCAGUUACCCUAUUAACGAAUUAAAUUACAUGUAUACUGGUGAUUCCUUAAAUCAAUGAUUGAUAUUUAUGUUUGUACGCAUUUAAAUAUAAAUAUAUAAUUUUAUUUAAACAAUAUAAACUUCCUUACAUUUAUUAAUUGAAUUCAUUAGUCAUUUGAAGCUAGGUCACCAUAGGAAACCUAGAGGCAUCAGAUGGCCGUUUUAUCCUAGUACCGAACUCCUCAAAAGCGCGCAUCCACGACCCCACCUCGCCAGAUUCGAACCCAGGACCUAUUGAUCUUGCGCUCAAUCGCUUAACCUCCAAACCACUGAGCCGGCCAGUAUUUAAAG